This is a messenger RNA of Bursaphelenchus okinawaensis, 549 nucleotides long. NCBI's taxonomy places the organism in Eukaryota, Metazoa, Nematoda, Chromadorea, Rhabditida, Aphelenchoididae. The record is from the annotation of a GenBank genome assembly.
AUGUUGACUCAAAAAGAAAGAGAUGAGAUUGCGGACUGUUACAAAAUGACUAUGAGCACCAAGGAAGUUGAGAGAAGGACCGGUCACAGUAGAAAUACUGUUAGAAGAGUUAUCAGAAACGUGCCUACAAAGCAGGUUGGACGUCCAGAAAAGAUUGACGCUGCUACUUUUCGCAGAAUCCGACGGUUUGUAGAGAAGGAAGUUCGUGCUGGACAUAAGGUAACGGCAAAAAUAAUCAAGGAGAACUUAAAUCUGGGGGUAACUCGCCGGACAAUUAACAUUGCGUUGAAGAAAAAUGGCAUUACUUACGAAAUAGUUAAAAGAAGACUUCCGUUGAGCCCUUCUCAUUUGGUUUGUCGCAUGAACUUUGCGAAAAAGCACCUUGACCUGAAGACCGAUUUCAGUAAGUGGAUUUUUACGGACGAAAAGAAGUUUUCUUUUCAUGGUCCUGACAAUAUGGCCAGCUACGGUACUCCCAAUGCACGCUUAAAGCGGAUCAAGCGUCAGGUGGGCGGAGGGUGUAAUGGUACUAGGUGCUAUUUGCAGUAA